UUAAGAGUCAAUUCUUUUUCAGCAGUGUAUUGAUUUUAUCCCAUUUUUAACUUUUUUUGUUUAUUUUUAUAUUGCAUCUUUUCGUGAUAUUAGUUGAAUCUACAUUCUUCUUUUUUUCUAUUAAUUACACCUUUUUUACAUUAAUCUUUAUCGACACCUGCUGCGGAUGUCGAUAUCAUUUCUUUUGUUAUGGCUGUACUAUAGAUUUAAUAUCAAAUUCAAUUUUCUUAUUGAUUACAGCUUUUUUUUACUUUUAGUUUCAUCAACAUCUACCACAUUCGGAAAGUUUAAAAGCUAUUUUUUUGUUCAUUUUGUAUGUAAUAUGUGUAUAAAAGGCCAAUUUCUAAUACUUUUUUUCUUGGUUACACUUUUUUUUAAUCUAUAUCUAUAUCACAAAUAGUAAGUUUAAAAACUAAUUAUUUUUCAGCAGUGUUUUGAUUUUUCUAAAAAAGUCAUUUAUUUUUUUUGAUUUUUAGCUGCAUCUACGUAUGCUUUGAUUAAUAUGUUAAUUAAAAUAUUUCUUUGUUAGCAGAGGUCUAUCUCAUUAAAAUUAUACUAUAGAUUUAAUCCCAAUUUCAUUUUAUUUUUGUUGUUUACAUCAUUUUUUAACUUUUAGUUCCUGCAGCACAAUCUUCUCCAGCUUAAUGUAUAAAUUGAAAUAUUUCUUUAUGAUUGUUCUUCGUUUUUGAAAAACUUUAAUGCUUACUUAUAUUUUAUAAAAGUAUUUUAUUUUAAAUUACUUCUAAAUAAAAGUUUUUAAUUUUUUUUUGUAAAGGUUUAUAUAAAAUGUUUCAUAAUGCUUUCAAAUCUUAACUAUCAGUGAAAAGUAACUAUAAUAAGUUUUGUUAAAAGUAACUAUAAUAACUUUUGACAAGCACUAUGAUAAGUAGGAAAAUGAUAACGUGUUAUCAAAUCUUUAAUAUUGUUAAAAAAAACUUAAAUAAUUUAAGUUUUAAUAAAAAAAAAAAGAUGAAUUUAUACAAACACUUAUCUGCAAAAUAACUUUAAGAUUUAGAUGAUGUGAUGUCUGAAAGAAUUGUUGGCAGAAAACUCUGUCAUGAAUGGUAUGAUAUUGACUCAUCAAAGUCUAUCAUUUAUGAUGGUAAACUAGAAAAAGUAAGCAAAAGACAAAAUGAUAGAAUUUACACUAUUUCUUACUGAAAACAAGAUAAAACUGAUAUUAAAGCUGUUGAACAUAAGAUGAAAAAAAUCAAGGUUUGUGGAUUGCAAAUAGAUACAGCAAGUUUUGUGGUUUGCAAUCAAGAACAACAAGUUUUGUGGCUUGCCAUUAGAUGCCACGAAAUUAUAAUAGAAAAACUGAAAUAAAAUAUAGGCUAGAGGAUUUUAAAAAGGCCAUAAAAGACGUCAGAAAUAAUACUUUUUCAUUAAGUCAUACCUCUUCAGCUUAUUCGGCGCCUAAAACCACCUUAUAUGACUACUGCAAGAAAGAAUUCAUAACACACCCAAAAAGCGGAACAAAAUGUAUAUUCUCAGAUGCACAAGAAAAAGAGUUAAAAGAAUAUAUUGUCAAUUGUAGCCAGGUUUUUUAUGGGUUAACAAUUGAAAUGGUGCGAAAAAUUGCUUUCAAAUUUGCUGAACAAAAUAAGCUGAACCAUAAAUUUAAUAGGACAACCCAAUUGGCAGGGAAAGACUGGUAUUAUUCUUUCAUAAAAAAACAUUCAAAUAUUUCAUUGAGAAAACCUGAGCCCACUUCGUUAAAGAGAAUAAAUGGAUUUAAUGCAACAGAAGUAAAAAUGUUUUUUGAAAAUCUGGAAACUUUACAAAGAGCUUAUCACUUUUACCCUAAUCAUAUAUAUAAUGUUGAUGAGACCAGUAUUUCUUAUGUUCAACGAAAUUCCAAAACCUUAGCCCCUAAGGGCUAGAAACAAGUUGGUAUGGCAACCAGUGGGGAAAGGGGUUCAACAAUUACAGUUGUUUGUGCAUUCAGUGCAUCAGGAAAGUAUAUUUCUCCAUAUUUUGUAUUUGAAAGAAAACGCAUAAAUAAUCAGUUGUUGCGGGGAGGCAAUGCUGAUAUGCUUGCCAAGGUCAGUGACUCAGGUUGGAUCAAUGAGCAUUUAUUUGUGGACUGGCUUAAUCACUUUAUCUCAUUUGCUAAACCAACCAAAGACGAACCUGUGUUAUUAGUCCUAGAUAACCAUGAGAGCCAUAUUAGCCUUGAUUGCUAUUUACUCUGUGGUGGAAAUGGAAUUGUAUUGUUAUUCCUUCCACCACACACUUCCCAUAGAAUGCAACCAUUAGAUUUAACAUACUUUGGUCCACUUAAGUCUGCAUACAACAGAGAAUGUGACAUUUUUAUAGCAGCAAACAUAGGCCGAAGAAUUACUCAAUAUGAAGUUGUCGAACUAUUUACUAAAGCUUUUAAUCGUCUCAGCAAUAUUGAAAAAGCAGCCAAUGGAUUUCGAGCAGCUGGUUUUUAUUCGUUAGAUCCCACAAAAUUCAAUGAUUUAUUUCCAAUCACUAUCAUUACACCUGAAAUGUCAUUACUUGAUAACAUUCAGAGUUCAAAAUUCCAGGUAAACACAAUGAAUCAAUCAGAUACUCAAGCCAAAUCAUCUGAAGUGUUAGUUAAUCUGUCAUUGAAUCCUUCAAGUGUAGGUCUGUCACCUGAUGUGAAUGUAGCUUCUGAACUGGUCUCAAUUAGAUCAAAUCAGCUUAUAUUUCUUUUAAAUAUUGUUUCUGUACCUAAUUUGCUAAAAAGGAAAACCAGAGAAAAUCUAAGAAAGAAACAUUCGACUAUUAUCACUAGUUCUCCAAUGAAAGAUUUUUUAAAGGACAUGCAGCAAAAGAAAAGUAUAAAGGAACAAAAAGUAAAAAAGGCUGCUGGUAAAAAAAGGAAGGAAGGGAGCAGCUUUAACAAGUUUGAAGCUAAUAAUGUACCAAAGAAAAAGAAAAUAACCAGAGACAAUAAAGAAAAUGAUUACUAUUGUUUAAUUUGUGAAGAGAAGUAUCAUGAUCCACCCACUGAAGACUGGGUUAUGUGUUACAUAUGUAAAUCCUGGUCCCACGAGAAGUGCACAAGUUCCUCAAGCACAUCCAGAGGUUUUCUCUGUGAUUUUUGCAAGUAAUUAAUGGGAGUAACAUUUUUUUUUCUUUGAAUAACAUUUAUUGAUGUUUGAUUCUUUGGCGUUGAUUUGUUUAAAAUUCGAUUCAUUUAUAUUUCAGCGCUUCAAUUAAGUUUGAUUUGCUUUGAGAAAAUUUGAGUGUAUUUGCUAUUACCCAACAGUGUUUGUGAAUACCCCACUGUAUGUUCGGAAUUACCCCACUUACGUAGUGUAAUUCCGAGCACCAAUGGUUUUGUUUUUGAACGAAUUUUUUAUUUUAUAAUAAUAUAUAUGAAAAUUGCUUAUGAGUGUUUCUAGACGAAUGGUUAGACUAAAUAGUAAGCAAUAAAUAUCAUCAAUAUAUUGUAAUAGUUGUCUUUUAUUCUCAUUCCCGCUUAGCUGUUCGCCAAUACUCGACUCUCCCCUACCCAUACAAAAAACA
This is a messenger RNA of Hydra vulgaris (swiftwater hydra), 3504 nucleotides long. RefSeq lists its product as uncharacterized. The record is from RefSeq and is a predicted model, not a curated record. Gene Ontology annotation, molecular function: DNA binding. Lineage: Eukaryota; Metazoa; Cnidaria; Hydrozoa; Anthoathecata; Hydridae. Gene Ontology annotation, cellular component: nucleus.